Messenger RNA from Liolophura sinensis, 1786 nucleotides. RefSeq names its product very-long-chain 3-oxoacyl-CoA reductase-like. The transcript is spliced from 10 exons. The record is from RefSeq and is a predicted model, not a curated record. Gene Ontology annotation, cellular component: endoplasmic reticulum. Lineage: Eukaryota; Metazoa; Mollusca; Polyplacophora; Chitonida; Chitonidae. Gene Ontology annotation, molecular function: oxidoreductase activity. The coding region runs from base 16 to 987 and encodes 323 amino acids.
CCUGGAGGCAACAGCAUGAUGCGUGCAUUUUUGGGCAGCUCAACUGAUGUUUUUACAUUAAUAGGAGUAGCAUGUGCAGCAUACUUAUCUUUCAAAUUUCUGAGAGGCUAUCUGAAUGGAAUCAAGACAUACUUUUUAGCCCGAAGUCUAGGGCUGUCAACGAAUAUUAAGCGCAUGGGAUCGUGGGCCGUGGUGACAGGAGCCACAGAUGGAAUUGGAAAGGCUUAUGCAGAGCAGAUUGCUGAACAAGGCAUCAAUGUUGUUUUGAUAAGCAGAUCUUUGGAUAAACUUCAGAAUGUUGCCAAGGAGAUUGAAUCCAAGUCUAAGGUGAAGGUUAAGACUGUUGCUGUUGACUUCAGUCAGGGCAUUGAAAUCUAUGCAAGGGUCAGGACAGAACUGGAUGGUUUGGACAUAGGAGUGCUAGUGAACAAUGUAGGGAUGGGAUAUCCAUGCCCAGGGAGGAUCUUGGAUUUUGACCAUAUUGAGAAGAUGUCUAUGGAUCUCAUUAAUGUCAACAUCACUUCCAUGACAAUGAUGACAAACCUGGUGCUGCCUGGAAUGGUGAACAGGAAGAAAGGGGUGAUUAUCAAUCUGUCAUCUAUGUCAGCGAUGAAACCUACGCCCAUGCUGAGUAUCUAUUCAGCUGCCAAGGCAUAUGCAGACUUCUACUCAGCUUGUGUUCAUGAGGAGUAUAAGUCUAAAGGUGUCAUUGUACAGAGUGUCUUGCCUGGAUUUGUUGCAACAAACAUGUCUGGUAUAAAGAAAACCUCUCUGCAGGUGCCGUCUCCAACCACCUUUGUGCGCUCUGCCUUGGCUACAGUUGGGGUACAAAACAGGACCAAUGGCUACUGGGUACAUGAUCUUCUGGGUAAGCUGAUCUACGAAGUGAUGCCAACCUGGCUGUUUAACAGCAUGGUCAUGUCUACAAUGGCUAAACACCGAGCUAAAUUUCUGAGGAAACAGCAGCAGCAGUCCAAAACGGAUUAACAAGGAUCAAAGCCACUUUGAAAAUAAAACUAUGGACAAAUCUAAAUUUUUGUGAAUUGUUCACGGUAAUAUCAAGUUGUAUGAUCAGUGCCCGUGGUGAUCAUGUCGUAUUGAUGUAACGUUUUUAUUUUUAAGUCGUUAAAUGUUUUUCUCUUUUAUAAUAUCUCAAUUUAUAAUAAUUUCACCUGACUGUAAAUAUUGACUGUUACCUUAUACAUGGUAUGUCCAUCUUACAAUACAGAUCGUUGUGGUUAUUCUCAGAGGGUUAUGGAAAGGACAGUGCAGAAUUUCCAGAUAUGCAAUUUUUUAUUCUGAAGGUUUUUGAUGUGUCCAAAAUAGAUGGGAAUUCUCCUUUUGUUAACUUACAGUCCUUAAAAGAAAGCAUGUUAAUAAUAAAAAAAACGGGGCCGAGGCUCUUAGCAUGCACGUUUUGCACAGUAACCUAGGAGCCUCGCACCAAUGCGGUCCCUGAGAGUUCAAAUCCAGCUCAUGCCGUACAUGAGAAGGCCUGACAGCAACGUGUGGAUGGUCGUGGGCUUCCCCCAGGCUCUGCCCGGUUUCCCCCCACCAUAAUGCUGGCAGCCACCGUAUAAUUGAAAUGUUAUUGUGCACAACAUAAAACACCGAUAAAUAAUAACACUGUUUAACAUUAUACACUUCUUUAUGAUCUACCAUGUACAUGUACUGACAUACAUCGGUGAAUUUCACUUGAAAUUAGUGAUUUUGUUCCUAAUGUGUUUUUUAUAUAAAAGGGCCUAAAACCUUUAUGCUCACGAGAUGAAUAAAGCGUUAUGAUAAU